Molecule: messenger RNA, 1208 nt
Organism: Quercus lobata
Lineage: Eukaryota; Viridiplantae; Streptophyta; Magnoliopsida; Fagales; Fagaceae
Product: blue copper protein-like
Exons: 3
Coding region: 86-1099 (337 amino acids)
Cellular component (GO): plasma membrane
Molecular function (GO): electron transfer activity
Source: RefSeq, a predicted model, not a curated record
UCGUGUCUCCCACUUAAGUUCUCUCCUCACAAGAAAACAGAGCAAGAGAGAACAGGGGCGACCUUACCUUUAAGAACACAGAGCAAUGGCAAGAAAGUUAAACAUUGUUUUUCUUGUAGUAAUAGCAGUAACAGCUUUGCUACAAAGCUCAGUGGCACAAACAACCUUUCAGGUGGGUGAUGCAUUGGGUUGGACAAUCCCUUCUAGUGUUUCCACUUACAGCACUUGGGCUGCCAACAAGAACUUCAUCGUCGGCGACAUUCUUGUAUUUAACUUCACAACUUCGCAACACACCGUAGCUAAAGUCAGCAAGUCUGAUUACGAUGCUUGUAACCCUAAUAAUCCCAUUUCCAUUCAAACCAAUGGUCCUGCAACUGUGACUUUGAAUGAGACUGGGGCUCAAUACUACAUCUGCACCGUUAGCACCCAUUGUUCCUCUGGUCAGAAGUUGGCAAUCAAUGUCAGUGCGGCUACUUCUUCAGCUCCACCACCUAGCACUUCACCAGCUGCUACUCCAACACCUGCUCCAGCUCUUGCUCCAGCACCUACUCCAUCCAGAGGACCGGCGACCUACACAGUUGGAGACACACUGGGUUGGACUGUUCUUUCUAGUGCUUCUGUUGCUUAUCAAAAUUGGGCUAGCAACAAGACCUUCUUCGUUGGAGACAUUCUAGUCUUCAACUUUGCAAACGGAACACACAACGUUGCCGAGGUAACAAAGCAAAACUACAACUCAUGCAACACCACCAGCCCUCUGUCUCUCAAUGCCAAUCCACCCGUAAGAGUGACUCUCACCAAGGCCGGCGAACAUUUCUUCACCUGCACAGUUUCAGGUCACUGCUCCGCCGGACAAAAGCUUGCCAUCAAUGUCACUGGCAGCACCACCGCCACUCCUCCUUCAUCAGCCACGCCACCAUCCUCCACCAGCGCUCCUCCUCCGUCCACCGCCGCCACUCCUCCAAGCACAACCACCAAUCCUUCAGUGCCAAGUCCGACAAGUGGUGUUACCCCACCUCCACCUCCAAGCUCUGCUACGUCCCUCAGAGUUACUGGCUUAUGUGCCACCUUCUUGUCCAUUGUCUUAGUCUUCUUGAACUAGAUUUGAUAGUGAUAUCAUGGUAGAGAAUUGGUGUGAUUCAUUUUACUUACGUGAUUGUCGUUAUACAGAUUGAUUUUUCGAUUUUUAUAUGCAAUAAGUUAUUUUUCUA